Molecule: messenger RNA, 1020 nt
Organism: Juglans regia (Persian walnut)
Lineage: Eukaryota; Viridiplantae; Streptophyta; Magnoliopsida; Fagales; Juglandaceae
Product: telomere repeat-binding factor 4-like
Exons: 7
Coding region: 54-884 (276 amino acids)
Biological process (GO): nucleosome assembly
Cellular component (GO): nucleosome
Molecular function (GO): double-stranded telomeric DNA binding
Source: RefSeq, a predicted model, not a curated record
GUGAAUGUCGCAGGAGAGGAGCGGGAACGAAAGGACACAGGAGGUAGAGAGGUAUGGGAAAUCAGAAGCAGAAAUGGACGGCGGAGGAGGAAGAAGCCCUACUCGCCGGAGUGGCAAAGCACGGCCCUGGGAAAUGGAAGAAUAUUCUCAAAGAUCCCGAUUUCGCCCCUUUCCUCACUCACCGCUCCAACAUCGACCUCAAGGACAAAUGGCGAAACCUGAGUGUCAGUACUUCUGGACAAGGCUCUAAAGAUAAAUCAAGGGCUGCAAAAGUAAAAACUACGAUAGCUGCUCCACUUCCCAAUGUUCAAAAUUCUUCUCCUGCUGCUCCACUUCGUCAUAACACUGACACUGUUAUGGAUGAUCCCUCUAAUGGCACACAGGAGGGAAAGAAUGCUCCCAGGUAUAAUGCAAUGAUUUUUGAAGCUCUUUCAGCAAUAGAAGAUAAAAUUGGAUCUGAUAUAAGUGCCAUUGUCCACUUUAUCGAGCGAAGGCAUGAGGUGCCACAAAAUUUUAGGAGGCUAUUGAGUUCAAGGUUGAGAAGGCUUGUUGCACAAGGCAAGCUUGAAAAGGUCCAAAAUUGCUACAAGAUCAGAAAAGAGACCGUGUUAGGAACAAAAACUCCUAGCCCAAAACAAAGGGAUGUCAAACCACGGCAAUCACUGAGCUCUGGGUUAAUGACCACCAGUGAGACUGUUGAUGAUGCAGCUAAUGCUGCUGCCUACAGAGUAGCUGAUGCCGAAAACAAAGCUUAUAUGGCUGCUGAAGCUGUUAAAGAGGCAGAAAGAAUCUCAAAGGUGGCAGAAGAUACCGAUUCAAUGCUACAACUAGUCAAAGAGAUUUAUGAAAGAUGCUCGCGCGGUGAAAUUGUCCCCUUGGCUUAGGUUGGUUAUCCGUUAAAUUUUUUAUUCGGUAGGAUAAAAUGUCGGUUGUAUAAUUAAUGAAAUCUUUGUAAUUGUGGGGAUGUCUAUGUAAAUCCAUUGAUCCAUGCAGUAAUCUCAAAGUUUUCAUCUCUACACA